Molecule: messenger RNA, 1722 nt
Organism: Saccharomyces eubayanus
Lineage: Eukaryota; Fungi; Ascomycota; Saccharomycetes; Saccharomycetales; Saccharomycetaceae
Gene: RRP9
Product: ribosomal RNA-processing protein RRP9
Exons: 1
Coding region: 1-1722 (573 amino acids)
Cellular component (GO): small-subunit processome
Molecular function (GO): snoRNA binding; protein binding
Source: RefSeq, a predicted model, not a curated record
AUGUCAGACGCUACCCAACAAAGAAAGAAGAAGAGAUCCAGAGAAGAGGUUGAUCGUUCAAGACCUGCAGUAGAUGAAGAAAUUACGGAUCCAUCCUCGAAUGAAGAUGAACAGCCAGAAAUUACUGACGAAGAAGAUGAAUUGGAGUCUGAAGAAGAAUUUGAGGGGGAAAAUCCUGCUGAUAAAAGAAGAAGACUAGCAAAACAAUAUUUAGAGAAUCUGAAAACUGAAGCCAAUGAUAUUUUAACCGAAAACGGAAAUGAUACAGAAGAGGCUCAGAAGUAUAUGACGGAGAAAUCUGUUGAUAAUUACAAUAACUUUGAUGCUGGUGAUUUGGAUAAGGAUAUCAUUGCAUCGAGAUUGAAAGAAGAUGUUGCUGAACAACAAGGACGAGUCUUUAGACAUUUUGCUGAUAAACUUCUAAUUUCCGAAGCAAAGAAAACCUUUACCAGAGUAGGAGAAAAAAAUCCUACCUGCAUUAGUUGUUUCCAACCAGUCUUGAACAAGUUUACUUUUGAAGAAUCAUCCAAUGGUGAUAAGAACAAGGGCAGACUAUUUGCCUACACAGUUAGUAAAGACUUACAACUCACGAAAUAUGAUAUUACCGAUUUCAACCAAAGGCCUAAAAAGUUAAAGUAUGCCAAAGGUGGAGCUAAAUACAUACCUACAAAUAAGCAAGAAUAUGAGAAUACCGCAGAAGGUCACUAUGAUGAAAUUUUAACCGUAGCAGCUUCGCCAGAUGGAAAAUAUGUUGUUACAGGUGGAAGAGAUAGAAAGUUAAUUGUUUGGAGUACAGAAUCUUUAUCACCCGUUAAAGUGAUUCCCACAAAGGACCGCCGAGGAGAAGUUUUAUCCUUAGCUUUUAGAAAAAAUUCUGAUCAAUUGUAUGCAUCCUGCGCUGAUUUCAAGAUAAGAACAUACUCAAUAAAUCAAUUUUCCCAGUUGGAAAUCCUUUACGGACAUCAUGACAUGGUAGAAGACAUAUCUGCUUUGGCAAUGGAAAGAUGCGUUACUGUUGGUGCUCGUGACAGAACUGCCAUGCUUUGGAAAAUUCCAGAUGAAACCAGGUUGACAUUUAGAGGUGGUGAUGAACCCCAAAAAUUACUAAGAAGAUGGAUGAAAGAGAACGCUAAGGAGGGAGAAGAUGGGAAAGUUGAAUAUCCUGAUGAGUCAGAAGCACCUUUGUUCUUCUGUGAAGGAAGUAUCGACGUUGUGAGUAUGGUGGAUGACUCUCAUUUUAUAACAGGCUCUGACAACGGUAGUAUAUGCCUAUGGUCUCUGGCGAAAAAGAAACCAAUUUUUACUGAAAGAAUUGCCCAUGGCAUUUUACCCGAACCCUCUCUAAAUGACAUCUCUGGUGAAACUGACGAAGGAUUAAGAAAAAGACAGGUGCAAGGUAAGAAGUUGCUGCAACCAUUUUGGGUUACAUCUCUGUACGCUAUACCAUAUUCGAACGUAUUUGUCUCAGGGUCUUGGAAUGGAACUUUGAAAGUUUGGAAGAUUAGUGAUAAUCUAAGAUCAUUUGAGUUACUGGGUGACCUAUCUGGUUGUAAAGGUGUAGUGAGCAAGAUUCAGGUUGUAGAGAGCGGUAAACACGGUAAAGAAAAGUUCCGUAUUUUGGCUAGUGUAGCUAAAGAGCAUAGGCUUGGUAGAUGGGUUGCAAAUGUUCCAGGUGCAAGAAAUGGUAUAUAUUCUGCUGUUAUUGAUCAAACAAGUUUUUAA